GAAAGGAAUCGGAUUGGACAGCUGGAGGACUAAAGGGAGGGGGCUAGGUUGGUUUAAAGUGGGAUGACCGGGCACUUGGGGCUCACCAUUGUGCUUGCCCGUGUCCACGUGGGACGCCGUGCUGUGUAGAAGGCCUCGUGCAAGAUAACGCCGCUUAAAUGCAGACGACAAGAUUGUUCAGGGCCACGGCCAGAGGUGCGCCUUCGUGCAGGCGUCUCCACGGGCUGCUGCUGUGCGGCACCACCACCGCCACCACCGCCUCGGGCCGCUGCCCUGCCGCUGCCCCUGCCGCUGCCGCCUUCGCCUCGGCGGUCGCCCGCCCGCCCCUGCGGCUGCGGCUCCCCGGGUGGGGCUCGCUCCGGUUCAGCAGCCACGCCGCUGCCGUGGGAGCCAUGCCGCCCCCGGAGGGACUCAUCUUUCGCCAGCUGUUUGAGCACGUGAGCUCCACGUACACCUACCUGCUGGCGGACGCGGACAGCCGCGAGGCCGUGCUGAUCGACCCCGUGCUGGAGACCGUCGACAGAGACCUGCGCAUCAUCAACGAGAUCGGAGUGAAGCUGGUGUACGCCGCAAACACUCACUGCCACGCGGACCAUGUGACCGGCACGGGGAUGCUCAAGAAGAAGCUGUCCGGCUGCAAGAGCAUCAUCUCCGGCCAGAGCGGAGCGAUCGCCGACAUUCACAUCAAGGAGGGCGACACCAUCAAGUUUGGGAAGUUUACACUGGAGGUGCGUUCGACCCCAGGACACACGGACGGCUGUCUCACCUACGUGCUGUCGGAUCACAGCAUGGCAUUCACGGGGGAUGCCUUGCUCAUCCGGGGCUGCGGGCGCACGGACUUCCAACAAGGCGACGCCACGAAGCUGUACCAGUCCGUGCACGAGAAGAUCCUCUCUCUGCCUGGAGACUGCGCCCUCUACCCGGCCCACGACUACACGGGUCAGACAAUGAGCACCGUGGCAGAGGAGAAGAAGUUUAACCCUCGCUUCACCAAGCCGCUGCCCCAGUUCGUGGAACUCAUGAACAACCUGAACCUGCCCAAGCCCAAGCAGAUCGACCGUGCAGUUCCUGCAAACCUCUUGUGCGGUAUCCAGGACUGAGGCCGCCACAGUGGCUGCUGCACGGAUGGAACUUGGUUACGGACAAAGGGCGCACUGGAUCCGUUUGUGGUUUGGCAAUCGCGAGAUGUCCCGUGAAAGCUCCAGUCCGCUUCCGAGUCUGCGAGUUUGAUUGUGUGUGCCUUCUGGGUUGGAGUUUUGUCGGUGUGGCAAUUGGGUAAUAAUGAUGGCUUUAGUAGUCAAGACUUGGGUGUAAGUGAUUUUUUAUAUCCCAUGGAGCUCUUCAGCGUGGGCAGGAUUACAGUAUCGUGUAAAGAGGGUGACCGCGAGAAUUUAAAAAUUCACCCCUAUGUAGGAAAUGGCGCAUUCCAUAAAGGCUUUGGCUUAAUUACUUUAUAUGUGCGCACUCCACAGCUCAGCGGAGCGAGGCCUCCAGGGAGCGCUUAAUUUCUCACUCGAUAUUUCUUAAAACGCUCCUCGGCAGCCUUGGCAGUCGCGAUCAUCGGCAUAAGGCACGAACCACCACCACCACGGGAGUACACAAUGUAUUCUCGGCGCAGCGUUACGGCCGCAAGGUCAAUCCACCGCCGCUGUUUUGACUUGUGGGGAAGUGUCAAUCAAAGAGGACUUUUGAAAAGCCAACGCAGUUUGUGAAGUUCCUAAAGUUGUCGAGUAAAUAUUGCCAGAUUUACGGUGCAUCAACGUGUGCAGCAGCAUUGUUGUGUGCAUUGCCGAGGAGUGUGCCAUUUCCAACUGGAGCGGGGGGGGGGGCAGCACUGGUCGGUUUAUGGAAAUGAAAGACGGGAGAGGGUUCUCUCCGAUGUCAUCUGCGUUUCCCAUGAAGCCUCCGAGAGCUGUCCUUAAAAUUGUUACAGCAUUUUUUUUGUUUCUCUAAGGGGACGAUGUUUGGUUUCGGAUUCAAGGGGCGACGUGAACGAAAUUCAACGUACGCAUUUGCGUGCCCCCCCCCCCCCCGACUGAUGAUUGUUGUUAUCCCAAUUGUGUGAGCUGAUUGGUCGGUUUGGCGUUAAAGCUCCCGUGUAAGGACUGUUAUUCUAUGAAAUAUCGUGUGUGCCUCAAGCCAAAUUCCCAGCUCUCCUCACUGAAUGUUGCAUAUCCUAAGUUAAUUGUAAAUAAUUUUUUUAUCGGGAAUAUAAAGGAAAUUAUACAGUUGAGGUUUAAGCUAUAGAUUAUAUUGUAUGGGUGACAGGUAGCAUUCUACCUUAUAGGAUUACAGCCUUAAACUAGCUCAUCUAUUAUACUUUUCUGAUUCCUUUGGUUCGGUUUAAAAUACAUGUGUGUGUGUGUUUUGUUACAGCAGUAGCUACAUUUUGAGUUGGUUCAGAACACCCCGAUACAUGGUACACUCCAUAUCAACUGGGGCUAAUGGUUGACACUCGUGGCUCAAGUCGUGCCGCCAUGGAGUAUACCAUCUUUUGUAGGGGUUGCAACACACACCAUUCUUACUUGAAUACUGAGCUACUCCUCUUGUUUGCAGUUGAUAAAAAUAAUUUGGGGAAAUCUUCACGUGACCUGUUUUAAUAAAGCAAACGAUUAUUUCCAUCAUAGGAAGCUAACGUUAAUAACAUAAGUUUAUGUUGCAUGUGUGCCUGAUAAUUUUAAUGAAUAAACGUCAGAAGAAAA
Messenger RNA from Petromyzon marinus (sea lamprey), 2702 nucleotides. It is a transcript of the gene ETHE1, whose product is annotated as ETHE1 persulfide dioxygenase. Gene Ontology annotation, molecular function: sulfur dioxygenase activity. Lineage: Eukaryota; Metazoa; Chordata; Hyperoartia; Petromyzontiformes; Petromyzontidae. The record is from RefSeq and is a predicted model, not a curated record. Gene Ontology annotation, cellular component: mitochondrion. Gene Ontology annotation, biological process: hydrogen sulfide metabolic process; glutathione metabolic process.